This is a messenger RNA of Tachysurus fulvidraco (yellow catfish), 945 nucleotides long. Its product is annotated as putative gustatory receptor clone PTE03. Gene Ontology annotation, cellular component: membrane. The transcript has a single exon. Gene Ontology annotation, molecular function: G protein-coupled receptor activity; olfactory receptor activity. The record is from RefSeq and is a predicted model, not a curated record. Bases 1 to 945 code for a protein of 314 amino acids. Lineage: Eukaryota; Metazoa; Chordata; Actinopteri; Siluriformes; Bagridae. Gene Ontology annotation, biological process: G protein-coupled receptor signaling pathway.
AUGGAUAAUUCUACCAGCAUUACAUAUUUCACUCUGGAGGGACAUGUGGGUUUAGAGUACUACAGAUACUUUUAUUUUACAUUUGCUCUCACUGUUUAUUUAAUGAUAAUUUGCUUUAAUACUGUUAUCAUUUCUAUCAUAUACAAAAACAAACACUUGCAUGAGCCCAUGUACAUUUUCAUUGCAGCUUUGCUUUGUAAUUCUCUGUUUGGAUCGACUGCUCUUUAUCCUAAACUGCUCACUGAUUUAAUGUCUGAAAAUCAAAUCGCUUCUUAUGAAGCUUGUAUAUUUCAGGCAUUUUGUAUGUACACCUAUGCUUCAUCAGAAUUUGUUCUGUUAUCAGCUAUGGCCUAUGACAGAUAUGUGUCUAUCUGUAAACCAUUACACUAUGCAACUAUUUUAAAAAUGCACAUUGUCAAAAAACUCUUAUUUUUGUCAUGGUUUUUGCCUUCUUGUACGAUUGGUAUAACAGUCCUACUAACAUCUCGCCUUCAGCUUUGCAAAUUUAAAUUAAACAGAAUAUACUGUGAUAAUUUUUCAAUUGUGAAAUUAAGCUGUAAAGAAACAUCUCUUAAUAACAUAUAUGGGCUUUUUAUUUUCAGCAUUACUGUAUUUCCUCCAGUGAUCUUCAUAAUCUACUCGUAUGUUAAGAUACUUUCUGUGUGUUUAAAGAAUUCAAAAGAUUUCAGAAGAAAAGCUCUACAAACCUGUUUACCACAUCUGAUAAUUUUCAUUAUUUUUUCUGUCAACGUGUGUUUUGAAAUUAUUAAUUCUAGAAUAGAAUCCAAACAAAUUCCCCACAUUAUUACCAUGAUCAUAUCAGUCGAAUAUUUACUUAUCCCCCCUUUAUUCAAUCCUAUUAUAUAUGGAUUAAAACUGCAGGAGAUUUUGAAUAGUAUUAGGAGACUGAUUUCAUGUAAAAUUAGGUCUCAAGUUUCCUUUUAG